AUGCAGCCUGUCCUAACUCUUCUGGCCACUUUACUGCUGCUGCCCCUAGUGCUCCUAGGACAGCCUCAGCUGGUGAGAAAUUUGUCAAACUCUAUGAAUGAGAGUGGCACAUGCCAUUGUGUGGUUCACCUGCCCAACAGCUCGGUCCUUCUGCAGCAGCUGGAGCAACUACAAAGUAUGGCAAAGGAGCUCAUUGGCGAGUAUGAACAGCAGCUACUCUGGGCCAGCAAGUAUGCACGUGCCAUYGAAGAGCAAGAAAACCAGGCACUGGAAAUGAUCCAAACACARGAGAUCAGGAAUCCCAAAACCAUUACCUCCCUCUAUGAGACACCGGCCUUCAAUCUGCUGCUCCUGGAGCUAGAGGGAGCACAAGCGUUGACAACUGAGCUCAAGUCCAAGGCAGGAGCUAGUAGGGCUGCAGACCUUCUUCACCAACUCCAGGAGCAGGUGACGAAUGCCAGUCUCUCACUCAAGCUUCUGGCUGACUCUGACCAGCGCAACUUCAGAGCUCUCCAACAGGAGGUGGAUAUACUCCAAGGCCAGCUAAAUGAGUGUGAGAGGGAAAAGGAACAAGAGCAGGCCUCCAGUCACCCUGGUCCACCCCUGCCCCCUGGUUCUUGUGCCCAUGGAGGACUCCAGAAAGUCGGUAGACCCCUGGUGUUGCAGCUCAAUUGGAGAGGCAUCUCACACAAGGCAGGUGCUUGGGGCCGAGAUUCAGCUYCCAGUCCAGACUCUCCCCUUUACUUGGCCCCUCUGCGUACAGAUGGCAGGUACUUUGACUACUAUCGGCUGCACAAGUCCUAUGAUGACCUGGUGAUGCUAAAGAACUAUGAGCAGUGGAAGAUGGGCUAUGGUGAUGGCAGUGGCAAUACUGUGUACAAGAACUUCAUGUACUUUAACUACUAUGGCACGAAUGACAUAGCCAAAGUGGACCUUUCCUCCAACACCCUCGUGCUGCAGCGCCCAUUGCCUGGUGCUACCUACAAUAACCGCUUUUCCUAUGCUAGUGUGCCUUGGAAGGACUUAGAUUUUGCUGGUGAUGAGAAGGGGCUGUGGGUGCUCUAUGCCACUGAGGAGAGCAAGGGCAACCUGGUUGUGAGUCGUCUCAAUGCCAGCACCCUAGAAGUAGAGGAAUCCUGGCGCACCAGCCAGUACAAGCCAGCCCUGUCGGGGGCCUUCAUGGCCUGUGGUGUUCUCUAUGCCUUACGCUCACUGAGCACUCGCCAAGAGGAGAUCUUUUAUGCUUUUGAUACCACCAAUGRGCAGGAGCGCCACCUCAGCAUCCUGUUGGACAAGAUGCUGGAAACACUGCAUGGCAUCAAUUACUCCCCCUCGGACCACAGGCUCUAUGUCUACAAUGAUGGUUACCUAAUGUAUUAUGACCUCACCUUCCUGACACUGAAGCACACAGUAUCUAGACCAGCAGCCAAAAGGCCCUCUGGGGAUCGUGCUUCACCCAGAGUUGUCAAAUCCAAGCCUUCUGGGUCCUGA
Molecule: messenger RNA, 1491 nt
Organism: Urocitellus parryii (Arctic ground squirrel)
Lineage: Eukaryota; Metazoa; Chordata; Mammalia; Rodentia; Sciuridae
Product: olfactomedin-4-like
Biological process (GO): signal transduction
Source: RefSeq, a predicted model, not a curated record